Molecule: messenger RNA, 1380 nt
Organism: Colletotrichum truncatum
Lineage: Eukaryota; Fungi; Ascomycota; Sordariomycetes; Glomerellales; Glomerellaceae
Source: RefSeq, a predicted model, not a curated record
AUGCAGCAGCACCAGCAACAAGAGACAGAAAACCCAAGUCGUGGAUCCCGUUUACCUGUCAACCCUCGACGACACAAGGUAGCACCUGAGCAGAGAAAGCGCGUCGCCACAGCAUGCAAUAGCUGUAACAUCCGUCGCAUCAAAUGCUCCGGCGAAAGGCCUUGUCGUCAGUGUCGAGGCUCCUCCCGAGACUGCGUUUAUCCUGCGCCUGUCGAGAAAGUCUCCAUCUCCCGCAGCGAGCUGGAUGACCUACGGAGGCGAUGCGAGGCUGCCGAACGGGCCCUGCAAGCCAAGGUCCCUGAUGCUGCCGAGAGACAACAACUGCUGGAGCAAGAGGCUGAUCCCGCCGCCUUCCGUGCCCAGUCCAGCUCGUCAUUUACUCCUCCGCUGCAACACACCCAACAGCCGCCACAGCCGCGCAGGGACGGCCCCGGCGACGCCGCCGCAACUGUGGAUGAGACCGAGACCGCCGGUCGCAUGUUAUCGGACCCGGACGGAAAGUCCCGUUUUCUCGGCGAGACCUCCGGCGCCACUUUCCUUGACUAUCUCAAGGAGUUCAUGUCCACUAUAUUCCCGCUAGCCUUCAACAGACCGUGGCUGUCGCCGACACCCAACAAUGGCUCAACUUUUCUUGCGUCCCUCGGGCGAUACCAGACGUACGACUCCCGGCCCAUUUAUGAAGAGGCGAAUAUCGAUCCGCUUGUGCUGCCGUCCCGAGUCGACAUGUCGGCCAUGCUUAAUGACCUCCGCUACUUCAUACAAGAUGGGAACGGUGCCUUUCCCUGUGGCGGCAUCUACUGGUGGGGCGACCUCGGCUCCGUCCCCGUUGACCCGAAUCCGGUCUCCUUUCCAUCCGAGAUGUCUCGUCAGGACAUCUUGGACAAAUAUCGUCAUCUCGCCUUCUAUCACACCGCCUUCGCCGUCGCCUGCCAGGCCAACACGACGGCCGCUCGCAUGCCUGACCCCUCGGACAUGAGCCAGGUCUUCUUCGCCCGCGCGCGUCUCCUCCUCGGCAACCCUCUCGACAUAACCAGUUGGACCAUCAGCGACGUUGCUGUGCUUGCCCUCAUGGGCUUUUACCUUAUAGAAAUGAACCGCCGCGAUGCCGCCUACAUGUAUGUCAGCAACGCCAUGCACAUCUCUAUGAUGCAUGGUGCCCACAGAGGUUGGGUGGACGAGCGAGGAAAGCGCGUCUUUUGGACGCUGUACAUCCUCGACCGCUGGCUGAGCUGUCUCAUGGGCCGUCCGCCGACCAUCUCGGACGACGCAGUCCGUCUCCCCUUACCAAACGAUGCCCCGUUCCCUACCCCCUGCAGCCGGCCUCCGAGCCCACGUCGAGCUGGCCCGCAUUUCGAGCCACAUUGUGUGCAACACGUAUAG